CCGCGCGCAGCCGGCAGCCGGGAGGGAUCUCAGUAUUAUGGCAUCGAGGAGAAUGGAGACCAAACCCGUGAUAACGUGUCUCAAAACCCUGCUCAUCAUCUACUCCUUCGUCUUCUGGAUCACCGGUGUCAUCCUUCUCGCCGUCGGCGUCUGGGGCAAGCUCACUCUAGGCACGUACAUCUCUCUCAUUGCUGAAAACUCCACCAAUGCCCCCUACGUGCUCAUUGGGACGGGCACCACGAUCAUCGUCUUCGGGCUUUUCGGCUGCUUUGCCACUUGCCGGGGCAGCCCAUGGAUGCUGAAGCUGUAUGCCAUGUUCUUGUCCCUGGUGUUCCUGGCUGAGCUCGUGGCUGGCAUUUCAGGGUUUGUGUUUCGCCACGAGAUCAAGGAUACUUUCCUCAGGACAUACACUGAAGCGAUCCAGAAUUACAAUAAGAAUGAUGAGCGGAGCCAUGCAGUGGAUAACGUCCAGGAAAGUCUGAGCUGCUGUGGCAUUCAGAGCUACACUAACUGGAGCACCAGCCCUUAUUUCUUCAAACAUGGCAUCCCUACAAGCUGUUGCAUGAACUCCAGUGACUGCAAUACUCAGGAUCUGCGCAAUAUGACCGUGGCUGCCACUAAAGUAAACCAGAAGGGCUGUUAUGAUUUGGUGACCAGUUUUAUGGAGACAAAUAUGGGAAUCAUAGCUGGAGUGGCUUUUGGGAUUGCAUUCUCACAGUUGAUCGGAAUGCUUCUGGCGUGCUGUCUGUCCCGGUUUAUUACUGCUAAUCAGUAUGAGAUGGUGUAACGAGAAGUGAGAAACCCAGCGCCUGUCCCAAGACGAGGAUCCGCAGAACUGGAGAAGGACUGAAACGAAUGUCAUAGCACACACACUGUCUCC
Molecule: messenger RNA, 880 nt
Organism: Nothoprocta perdicaria
Lineage: Eukaryota; Metazoa; Chordata; Aves; Tinamiformes; Tinamidae
Gene: TSPAN7
Product: tetraspanin 7
Exons: 8
Coding region: 38-787 (249 amino acids)
Cellular component (GO): membrane
Source: RefSeq, a predicted model, not a curated record